AACGCCCAGCACGUUGGCUUAGCGGAACUACUUGAAAUGUAAAAAUGUUCAAGCCGGAAUUGAAAAGGCAAACUUGGCAACAACUUUGAAGGCUUAUAUAAUUAUGCGCAUUGCAUCGCCACGGAUCCUGGGCCACAUCCUCCUCUACCACCUGCUUCUGCUCCUCAUCCCGACCAGCCAUUCAGCCAGCUACCAGCGCUCCUCGAACUGCCAGCAGCAUCAGUCCAGAUCUCAGGAAAUGGAUCAAUCCGAGAAUCUCGAUAUGGGCCUGCGGCGUGGCAACUCCAAGCAGACCGCCUCGAAUAUUGCCCAAAAGGCUGCCCAGGAGGCCAAAAAGGCGUCAGACACCCAGGCGCCCGCCGCUCUGGCCGCCGCCCGCCAGGUGAAGCACCAGCUGGCCGAGAAGGCCAUCGCCGCGGCCAAGGCCGCCGAGGCUGCGUUGGCGGGAAAACAGCAGAUCCUCGAGCAGCUGCAGGACGAGGUGCACGAGGCGGAGAUUAUCGUCCAGGAGGAGGGCUACUCGUUGGUUGGCUCACAGGCAAAUCUCAAUGCCGCUGUUGCCACAGCGAAGCAGGCUCAAACGCUGUUGCAGACGCUCCAGAACUCGGUGAAAAACGCCCAGGACGUAGUGGGCAAUGCCGAGGCAGCUGCUUCCGGCGCCCAGCAGGAGUUGUGCGAAAAAAUGCAACUUGUAGAAACUGCUCGCCAGCGGUCGGAGAUGCUAGUUCAGCAGCUGCGUUCUGCCCAACUGGACUACACUAAUACGAAGAAGGCCGCUUACAGGGCCGCCUGUGCUGCCUCCGAGGCCAGGCAAAAAGCUGUACGAGAUCGAAGAUUCCGGGGGGAAUUUGAAGGAACUUCCGGAGACCAACAGCAAAUGGUGGCGGAGCAGGACCAUCAGAGACAGGGGGUAGGAGAGGAGCAACCAGUCAAGGGACAGUUGGAUGAAUGGGAAUACAACGAGCAGGGCAAGGCUAUAUUUUCUAAUUGACAUCUGUACUGCAAUAAAAGUUAUUCUGUUUAAAU
This is a messenger RNA of Drosophila gunungcola (fruit fly), 1026 nucleotides long. RefSeq lists its product as uncharacterized. Lineage: Eukaryota; Metazoa; Arthropoda; Insecta; Diptera; Drosophilidae. The record is from RefSeq and is a predicted model, not a curated record.